AUGGCCGUCCUCCGCGGAUACCUCGUCAGGCUGGACCCGACUGGGCCGAACGAGGCGCCGGCGAAACUCCUCCAGCACACGUAUGAGAAUUUCUGGCAAUCGGAUGACGCGAGGGAGUAUUUUGAGCGUUAUAGAUGCUCUUUGGAUACCCUGGCCUCGAUCGAGCGUUGGGCUACUGGAAGUUUGGGUCGAGGCGACAGCUCGACCUCGAUCUGGGAGAUGAACAUGGCUCUCAAUUACGAGCUAUUUAUCGAAUUUUCGUGGUUUUCCCGUUCGAAGCCAAGCACGGCCAGAGCGAAGCGCGCGCUGGACUUGGACCCAUCCAACUGGGACGCGCUCCUGUUCCUCGCCACCGAUCCCGAAUACCACGCGAUCCCUCCUCGGGAGACUUUCGACCUCCUACAGAAAGCAAAGGCUCAGAUGGAUAAUCUUCGGUCCAGCGACUCGUCGUGGCUCAGCGAACCCGGGAAGCGGACAGUGCUCGCUAGUAUCAUGCUAGAAUUUGGAAUGGCCCUCUGGCGACAGACGCUGUUUCGCCGUCGCCCCAAGGGCGAAAAGCCGGCGCAGGACGAGCUUGAAGAGGCGGCCAUCAUACACCGCCAAAGUCUAGAGUUUGGGGAUCCCAAAUUCCACAUCAUGAAAAGGCUUUUUCGAGAGUAUGAACGUGAGGGGUGCCGGGGACUGUGGCUACAAUUCAUCUCUACUCUCACUGACUAUUCCGCGCGGUGGUCGCCGUCAAUCUCGAAUCUCAGCAAAGAGGUACUCGUCUGCCAUUAUCAGCGUCGAGAGUGGCCGGAAGAGAACCGGUUUGCCAAAGCUGCCGACUCAACCAAUCAAUGGGGCACUGUCGACGCUUUCUUCUCUGCCUGCCUCGCAGCGUCUGAGUCGCACGGGGACGCGCGACUGCAGUUUGAGAUCCGUGCCCACUAUGCGUUCACGCUCUUCAUCUCCUCGCAACCCCAGAAGCACUCGAGAGGCCUUGGUAUGCUUCAAGAGUUAUUGGAUCCGGCUAAUGUCAACCAGGUAGAUGACUUGGAUAACCAUCUGAUGCUUGACAUUCAAAUGACCCUUGCCAUCUACUACCUUCGGGAGGCUCUGGCGGAAAAUCAGAAAGAAACCACGCGGUUGGAGCUUGGAGAGAAGCUCGCCUCAUUCGUAUGCAAUGACCGGAUACUCCGCUUCUCGACAGCCGCCCAGUCGCGCGUCCACCACAUCAUGAUGAACGCCUUGGAGCUCCUCUCCGACGAUAUCGAAGAGAACGACCUAUAUGCCUUUAGGCUGCUUCAAGACAUUCUCUCCUCCCUAGGCGACGAAGAAAAUCUUCGAGUGGCCUGGUUUAUGUGGGCGGCUUCAAUAUGGGACUCGAAACGCGAUGAGGAAAGAAAAUUUGUCAACAAUUUGGAAAACAGAAAAGAGGAAACAGUGCCUGGGGAAGGGGAAGGGUCUGGGGAAGAGGAAGGGCCGGAGGAAGAAGCAGGAUCAGAGGAAGAAGAAGGGUCAGAUGAAGAAGUAAGCCUGGAUGCGGAGGAAGGGUUGGAGGGGCUGAAGCUUCACAAGCGGGUACAGAUAAUGGAUCUGUGUCUCGGCCACGUGGAGAGGACACCCAAAGCACUACGGACGACGAUUCUGAUGCUGCUUCCGUGA
Molecule: messenger RNA, 1644 nt
Organism: Parascedosporium putredinis
Lineage: Eukaryota; Fungi; Ascomycota; Sordariomycetes; Microascales; Microascaceae
Source: the annotation of a GenBank genome assembly